Messenger RNA from Phodopus roborovskii (desert hamster), 2358 nucleotides. RefSeq names its product suppressor of cytokine signaling 3 (gene Socs3). The record is from RefSeq and is a predicted model, not a curated record. Gene Ontology annotation, cellular component: phosphatidylinositol 3-kinase complex. Lineage: Eukaryota; Metazoa; Chordata; Mammalia; Rodentia; Cricetidae. Gene Ontology annotation, molecular function: 1-phosphatidylinositol-3-kinase regulator activity. The coding region runs from base 238 to 915 and encodes 225 amino acids. Gene Ontology annotation, biological process: phosphatidylinositol phosphate biosynthetic process; intracellular signal transduction. The transcript is spliced from 2 exons.
GCCGGAGGGAACGCACGCACCGGGAGCCCCUUUGUGGACUUCACGACCGCCAACAUCUGGGCGCAGCGCGGGCCACUGCUGGCCGCCGCCUCGCCUUGGGGACCGUAGGAGGCGCAGCCCCGAGGCCGGAGACUUCGCUUCGGGACUAGCCCCCCGGGAUGCGGUAGCGGCCGCUGUGCGGAGGCCGCGAAGCAGCUGCAGCCACCGCCGCGCAGAUCCACGCUGGCUCCGUGCGCCAUGGUCACCCACAGCAAGUUUCCCGCCGCCGGGAUGAGCCGCCCCCUGGACACCAGCCUGCGCCUCAAGACCUUCAGCUCCAAGAGCGAGUACCAGCUGGUGGUGAACGCCGUGCGCAAGCUGCAGGAGAGCGGAUUCUACUGGAGCGCUGUGACCGGCGGCGAGGCGAACCUGCUGCUCAGCGCCGAGCCCGCGGGCACCUUCCUUAUCCGCGACAGCUCGGACCAGCGCCACUUCUUCACGCUGAGCGUCAAGACCCAGUCAGGGACCAAGAACCUACGCAUCCAGUGCGAGGGGGGCAGCUUUUCGCUGCAGAGUGACCCCCGGAGCACGCAGCCAGUGCCCCGUUUCGACUGUGUGCUCAAGCUGGUGCACCACUACAUGCCUCCCCCGGGCGCCCCGUCCUUCUCCUUGCCGCCCACGGAACCCUCCUCCGAGGUGCCUGAGCAGCCGCCUGCCCAGGCGCUCCCCGGGAGUACCCCCAAGAGAGCUUACUACAUCUAUUCUGGGGGCGAGAAGAUUCCGCUGGUACUGAGCCGACCUCUCUCCUCCAACGUGGCCACCCUCCAGCAUCUCUGCAGGAAGACCGUCAAUGGCCACCUGGACUCCUAUGAGAAAGUGACCCAGCUGCCUGGACCCAUUCGGGAGUUCCUGGACCAGUAUGAUGCUCCACUUUAAAAAGAGCAAAGGGAUGGGGGGGGGGGGCUGGGUCGGUCGCCUGUCCUCCGCGGCACAUGGCAUAAGCACAAAAAUCCAGCCCCAAUGGUCGGUAGCUCCCAGUGAGCCCCGGGGCAGGUAGGCCUCUUCCUCAGGCCCUUGGCUUUGCGGAGUGGGUCAGGCAAGACCUGGAAUGUGUCUGAGGGGAGCGGGAGUUGCCACCUGCUUCCCCUGCCCCAGCUCCAGCUUCUUUCCCAAGAGAAGCCUGGUGGGACAAAUAGCAUCCACAAGCGCACUGUCCUCUCCUACCCUUCCUCCACACCCCUCUGCUUCCCCAAGGGAGCUGAGGGAGGGAGGGAGGACACCUCGAGCGAGUGUUGAACUAAUGAGAACCGCAGGGGGAUCUCCAAACUUUCCCACGGAACUUGUUUGCCCUUUGAUUUGGUUUUAAAUCCUGAGCGGGGCCCAGGCCUUGGGGGAAAGAUGGAAGAGAAGAGGGUGUGCGGUGGGCGGCAGGCUGGCCAAAGACAUGACCACUCCCACUGCCCAGCCUAGUGGUGGCUCCUGGCUCUAGGAGAGACAAGGGGUGACCUAGAGAGACAUUCUGGUGCCAGGCUCCUUUCCCUCGGGGCAGCUAAUGAGACCUCUCAGAUCCCUCUCUAAGGGGUCAAUGGCAUGUGGGAGGGAGAUGGAUGGGGCUGGUCAGUUAGCCACCUUUUCCAACCUCAGAGGGAGGCAGAUGAGCAGAUGAGCCAUCUCGGAGCCCAGGUGUCCUUAGAGAAGAUGGGGGACCCUUUGUUUCUCCAAUGUCAGGCUAGGAGACUUGCCUUAAAUGCCCUCUGUCCCAUGGAUAGGGAUGGGCGCAUGAGGAGCCAAAUAGCCAAGAGGCAGAGCUUAGGGGUUCACCCAGUGGCUGAAGGCCAGGGGAAGGGGUGCAGGAGAGACCCUGACAUGCAGCAGACUCCUGAGCGAUCACGGGGAAGAAAGCGGCCAGUCUUAGACACCUCUUGGUCAGCAGAGUCCCCACGUCCCAGGGUCCCCCCAGGACCUGCACAGCCUCCUCCCUUCUCACCUGGGGUGGGGUGGGGCAGGAGGUGACGGAGAAGCCUUCACCUGCCACUCACUCCACAGUGGCCACUCACAGGAACGCAGCAGCCACGGAAUUACCUGGAACAAAAGUUUUGUGAGUCAGGUAUGGGGCUGGGUGGGGCAGCUGUGUGUUGGGGUGGCUUUUUCUCUCUGUUGUUUUGAAUAAUGUUUACAAUUUGCCUCAAUCACUUUUAUAAAGAUCCACCUCCAGCCCGCCCCCUCCCCAUUCAGGCCUCUGAGGCUGUUUGAAGAUGCUUGAAAAACUCAACCAAAUCCCAGUUCAACUCAGACUUUGCACAUAUAUUUAUAUUUAUACUCAGAAAAGAAACAUUUCGGUAAUUUAUAAUAAAGAGCACUAUUUUUUAAUGAAAAAAA